GGACGCUGUGGGCGGUCCCCGGGCAGCUUGAGGGCGCGCAGCCCCGCUCGCCCCGUCUGGCCCCGCGCGCCGCCCGCAGCGCCUGCUCCCCUCGCCAUGGCGGCGCCGUCGCGGCUCCUGAUCCGCGGGGGGCGCGUGGUCAACGACGACUUCUCGCAGGUGGCGGACGUCCUGGUGGAGGACGGCGUGGUACGGGCGCUCGGGCGCGACCUGCUGCCGCCCGGGGGCGCGCCCUCGGGGCUGCGGGUCCUCGACGCGGCCGGCAAGCUGGUCCUGCCCGGCGGCAUCGACACGCACACGCACAUGCAGUUCCCCUUCAUGGGCUCGCGGUCCGUCGACGACUUCUACCAGGGCACCAAGGCUGCCCUGGCAGGAGGCACCACCAUGAUCAUCGACUUUGCCAUUCCUCACAAAGGCCACUCUCUCCUCAAGGCCUUCGAGACCUGGCGAGGCUGGGCGGAUCCCAAAGUCUGCUGUGACUACAGCCUUCAUGUGGCGGUGACGUGGUGGAGUGAACAGGUUAAAGAAGAAAUGAAAAUCCUUACCCAAGAUAAAGGUGUGAACUCUUUCAAGAUGUUUAUGGCCUACAAAGAUCUGUACAUGGUGAGAGAUAUGGAGCUGUACGCGGCCUUCUCUCGGUGCAAGGAAAUUGGCGCAAUUGCUCAAGUUCACGCAGAAAAUGGAGACCUAAUUGCAGAGGGAGCGAAGAAGAUGCUGGCACUGGGGAUCACAGGUCCCGAGGGCCACGAGCUGUGCCGCCCGGAAGCGGUGGAGGCGGAAGCCACGCUGAGAGCCAUCACCAUAGCCAGCGCCGUGAACUGCCCCCUCUACGUCGUGCACGUGAUGAGCAAGUCCGCGGCAAAGGUGAUCGCGGACGCCAGGAGAGACGGGAAGGUGGUCUAUGGAGAGCCCAUAGCAGCGAGCCUGGGCACUGACGGCACGCACUACUGGAGUAGAGAAUGGCACCACGCAGCCCACCACGUCAUGGGCCCACCCCUGCGACCCGACCCUUCCACGCCUGACUUCCUCAUGAAUCUCUUGGCUAAUGAUGACCUGACCACAGCCGGGACUGACCACUGCACUUUCAACACCUGUCAGAAAGCUCUCGGGAAGGAUGAUUUUACCAAGAUUCCCAAUGGAGUAAAUGGUGUCGAGGACCGGAUGUCAGUAAUAUGGGAAAAAGGCGUGCACUGUGGCAAAAUGGAUGAGAACCGAUUUGUAGCAGUUACCAGCACAAAUGCGGCUAAAAUCUUUAAUCUCUACCCAAGAAAAGGAAGAAUUGCUGUAGGGUCAGAUGCUGACAUUGUGAUCUGGGACCCAAAAGCCACAAGGACCAUUUCAGCAAAAACACAUCAUCAGGCUGUUAACUUCAACAUCUUCGAGGGCAUGGUUUGCCAUGGCGUGCCCCUUGUGACUAUUUCAAGAGGCAAAGUGGUGUAUGAAGAUGGAGUGUUCAGUGUCACAGCAGGACACGGGAGGUUUAUCCCUCGUCAACCCUUUGCGGAAUAUAUUUACAAACGGAUCAAGCAGCGGGACCAGGUAAAAUCAGAGAAAAGGAUGCUGCUGUUCCCAUCACAGCUAAAUGUUGUCAGCCGGUGGAGAAGCAGGCCUUAUUUCAACUCCCCAAGAUCCUUUUGAGAAAAUAAUCACUCGAGACCUCUUUGAUUUCCUUUCAGAAGCAAUUGCUGUCUUUCUCACUGUGACUUUGUUGCUGUGUAAGAUUGAAGAUAGAAAUGAAUAUUAUUGUGAUGGAAAGUCUGUGUGAAAAUUCAUUGAUGACACUUUAAAAUGUCAUCUUUGCUUGUACCAGAUUUCUUACUUUGAAUUUUUAAAAAUCACUUUCUUGUUGAAAGUUUUUUUUAAUGGCUACAUUUGUUUAAAAAUAGCUAACUGUGAUUUUGCAUUCUAUUGUGAUUCAUAAAUAUUUAGGUCUUCAUUGUAAUUAGUAAGCAUUUAGAUCUUCAUUUUAUAUCCUGUUAUCUGAGUUAUGUGUGCCUUCUUUUAACUAGUGGGAUUGGGACUCUGGGAGGUUGCUUUUGAUUCAAAAGCAUAAUUUCCUGAGAGACAUCUGCUUCCGCAACUCCUGAAAACCAGGUCCCUCAGCAAACCCCAUGUAACCAAACUGGAUCCUCAACCUUAGAAUAACUCCAAGGCAAAUUAUCCAACCACACUGAUGAACACAGGAUUUGACAGAAUUAAAUGGAAUCAGCGAGGCUGAAAGGUGCUACCGUGAUACCCUCCUCUCCUCCGCAUCCUGGUCUGUCCUGGGAUCCUUUUGUGUGCAAAGAAGCUGAGCUUAUAGUUUCUUCUCCUGGGUAACUAGGCCAAGAGGGAUUUUAAAAACAUGAAGUAAAAUCAGGGCAAUUAUGUUCUCACUGCAGGUACAUCUGCCCCUGAAUCACUCACUUAGAUCUGGGGUGUAUUCACGCUUUUGAUGGACAGUAGUAGGAACCCAGUUUAUGCAACUGUAAUUCAUUUUGAACCCAGUAAAAAGGAUGAUGAACUACAAUCACAAUUCUUUCUUCUCAGGUAAGAGAUACCUUAAAAUAUCUUACUACUUUUCUCCUCAACUUUGGUUGACAAUAAAAACUCAACAGUUAAGAUGACUGAAUGCUCUGAAAAGGAAGAAUUAAGUUGCUUUCUUAUCUAGAAGCCAAUGCCCACUCAUCCUUUAGAAUUCAGCUUAAAUAGAACCCCCCUGGAGGCUUCCCCAGAUCCAACAUGAUAGGGUUAAAUCCCACUUUUCUGUUCCUCCAUACCAGGACCACCGUACACCCCAUCCCAGCACCACACCCACUGCAUUGUGACUGCCUGCUUUACUAGUCGGCCUCCUCCAGGAAACUGAAAGCUCAGUGAGGGCAGAGCUGCUUGGUCCACUGUUACUUCUCCACCAGAGUGCCAAAUGAUGGUCAUCAAUGGAUAGUCGUUAAUUUUUAAAUAACAGACAUGAAGGAGUUCCUGCUAAGUUCCUAAAUUGAUGCCAGUGAAAUUAGUGAGAACUCUCAACAAAAUAAAGAUAUUUUGUGGAGCAUUUUAGUAUAGGCGUGCUUUAAAUGAAGACCACAGAUUCAUUGUCUAAUAUUUGCUGCAUCUCUUUUGGAAGAAUGAAAUAGCCCUAGGAUUAAGCAUCAGCAAAGUCAUUUGAAAUGCAUAUGGGGAUCCCUUUGUUGCUUUCAUUCGGCUUUGUUGUGAAAAUUUUUGUAGGAACAUAGUUACAAAUAAUAACAUAAGACAGUGAAAAACAUGAUUCAAGCUAUUAAUAUUUAAUACCAUGUUUUUCAGGAUUGCCUCUGGUAUACAAAAUAAGGUCCCUUUGUCACUAAACAAUUGCAUUCUCAAGGACUGUCCAAAGACUAGAUGGAAUGAGUAGCAUUUUUUAUAUUCACCUUCCAUUGUCUGUUUCCUCCCACGGGCAGCAUGAUGUAUUGGGAAGCAAAAAGUGUGGGCUCUAAACUUCUAUUUCCUAGCUAUGAGACAUUAAGCAGUUUUUGAAAUUAAAAUAUAUUAUGAAUUUAUCAAAACAAAAAACCCCCAAAAAUUAACAUAAUCAGACCUGUGUACCUACUAUCCUGUUUAAGAAAUAAAAUUUUACCAAAACA
Messenger RNA from Vicugna pacos (alpaca), 3599 nucleotides. The record is from RefSeq and is a predicted model, not a curated record. NCBI's taxonomy places the organism in Eukaryota, Metazoa, Chordata, Mammalia, Artiodactyla, Camelidae.